AUGAGUUGCAAUGGAUGUAGAGUUCUUAGAAAAGGUUGUAGCGAAACAUGCAUCCUUCGUCCUUGUCUUCAAUGGAUCGAAUCCGCCGAGUCACAAGGUCACGCCACCGUCUUUGUCGCUAAAUUUUUUGGCCGUGCCGGUCUCAUGUCUUUCAUUUCCGCCGUACCUGAACUAAACCGUCCAGCUAUGUUUCAGUCCUUGUUGUUUGAAGCGUGUGGGAGGACGGUUAAUCCGGUUAACGGAGCGGUUGGGAUGUUAUGGACCGGGAACUGGCACGUGUGCCAAGCGGCGGUUGAAACUGUUCUUCGCGGCGGAACUUUACGACCGAUCUCAGAUCUCCUCGAGUCUCCGUCGUUGAAUCUUAGUCAAAACCACCAUUGCCGUUUUCCCACCACUAGAUCUAAGGUUUCUACGACGGAGAUGGUUGAAACUCCGGUUAACCGGAAAAGAGUGAAGUCUGAUCGGUCUGGUACGGAUCUUGAUCUCCAGCUAACCGGUCCGACUGUACCGGUUUCUUUACUUCCUCCGCCGCCAUUUUGCAAGGCGGUUAACGGUGACCGUCCGGGAAGUCCAUCGGAGGACUCUGUAACGACGUCGUGUUGGGAAAAUGGUGAUAAAUACAGAAACAAAGGAGAGAAAAAGUUAUUAAACCUUUUUGUUUAA
Messenger RNA from Arabis nemorensis, 663 nucleotides. NCBI's taxonomy places the organism in Eukaryota, Viridiplantae, Streptophyta, Magnoliopsida, Brassicales, Brassicaceae. The record is from the annotation of a GenBank genome assembly.